Octodon degus (degu) is the source of this 1669-nucleotide messenger RNA. RefSeq names its product tissue factor pathway inhibitor 2 (gene Tfpi2). NCBI's taxonomy places the organism in Eukaryota, Metazoa, Chordata, Mammalia, Rodentia, Octodontidae. The record is from RefSeq and is a predicted model, not a curated record. The transcript has 7 exons. Gene Ontology annotation, molecular function: serine-type endopeptidase inhibitor activity. The coding region runs from base 1 to 1107 and encodes 368 amino acids.
AUGGAAGUGUCAGAAUUCUUGGCAUGCGUGGUAGAUGAAGAGCGGGCUGGUCUAACGCAGUCAUCGAGCUCCGGUGUGGCCCAGGAGCCUCAAGCUUCACCCAGGUCCCCAGGCGCGGGGACUCCGGGCAGUUCAAGACCUUGGUCCAGACUCUUGAGGCUGUUGCCGCGAGCUGGGACGGAGCAAGCGCAGGUUCUUUGCCGGGAACCUGCCAACUUGCCCUCCCGGCAUCCCGGACCGUGUGCGCGGGGCGGGUCCAGCUUCCUUCGCUGGCGCUGGGGAAUUCCCGGUCCUGGGCGUGAGUCAGCGCCCACCCCCGCGGGCCGAAGGCCGGUGGGACGCGCCCAUAAAGCGGCCGGCGCGCGGCUGGACGGCGCUCCCGCGGCGCCGCUCGGCUGCUCGGCUGCUCGGCUGCUGCGGCCCCGAGCGCUGUGGCUGCUGCCGCUGCUCCUGCUCUGCCCCGCGCCGUCCCGCGCCAGUCCCGAGCGCUCGGGAAGCGCGGCCGAGACCUGCCUGCUGCGCCGGGACCCAGGGCCAUGCCAGGACCCCGUCACCCGCUACUUCUACGACAGGCGCAGGCAGCUGUGCCGGCCGUUCCAGUACGGGGGCUGCGGGGGCAACGCCAACAACUUCGCCAGCCUGGAGGCCUGCGAGGAAGCGUGCUGGAUGAUCGAGGAGGUUCCCAAAUAUUGCAGGUUUGAAGUCAGUAAGGAUAAGUGUGGCAGGUCCAGCAAAGAGUAUUUCUUCAAUCUGAAGACCAUGAGAUGUGAAAAGUUCCUAUCUGGUGGGUGUUCCCAGUAUAGAAACCGGUUCCCGGAUGAAGCUAGUUGUAUGAACUUCUGCGCCUCAAAGAAGAUGCCAUCAUUUUGCUACAGUCCAAAAGAUGGAGGAUUGUGCUUUGCUAAUGAGACUCGCUUUUAUUUUAAUAUGAGAUACAAAACCUGUGAGGCCUUCACUUACACUGGCUGUGGAGGGAAUGACAAUAAUUUCUCCUACUUGAAGGAUUGCCAGAGAGUUUGUGAAAAAGCCUACAAGAUGGGAAAAAGGAAGAAACAAAUACCUCCCUUUACAAUUAUAAGGCCGAAAAAUUGGAAGAAGGUACUUUGAGAAUUUCCUUCUACGUCAUCUUGUGAAUCCAUAUUGCCUGGACAGGUAUAUGUGAAGAAUAUGAUCCAGGCAAGAACGGAUCAUCAGAGAUUGAUUCAUCACUUUUUAUUGAUGUGCUGCUUUUUUCACCUGUGUCUAUUAUGUGCACAACUAGCUGCUAUUCAAAUGUGAACUUCUCCUUUUUAUUUGCUGUUCAAUUGUUUAUGAGAUUGAAUUGUUGCAACGCAAAAGAUAUACAAGAAAAUAUGACUCACUCAGUUCUUGGAGUUGCUAGUCCUUAUUUCAGCAGAUACCAUGACUCGAAGCCCAUCAGAAGAUUAUGUACUUUUAGCACAUAUGAGCAUAAACAGAACUGGCAGAUACAGGUCAUUAUGAACUUAAAAGCUGGGUUAUAUUUUUGGCCCAAGAAAUAAAAGUUUCAGCUUCACUAACAUUUUGAAAAAAUAAUCCAGUGUAUAGAUCUGUUAGCUGUACUUCCAAUUCUAUUGUGUCACAUUGCAGUGUGAAAAGUAAGAGAGUUUAUGUAAAAUAAAAUAAAGUAAAAUACAUUUUUUUUUGCGGU